Messenger RNA from Hippoglossus stenolepis (Pacific halibut), 1654 nucleotides. RefSeq names its product biliverdin reductase B (gene blvrb). The record is from RefSeq and is a predicted model, not a curated record. The coding region runs from base 116 to 739 and encodes 207 amino acids. The transcript has 5 exons. Lineage: Eukaryota; Metazoa; Chordata; Actinopteri; Pleuronectiformes; Pleuronectidae.
GUCUCUGCGCGGUUAUAUAUGGUGACACGUGAGAGUGUUUUGAAGUGAGUGUCCGUCAAACCGCAGAGAAUCGGACAAGUCGCUGCUGAGUCCUGCUCCUCGUCUCUGACCGAACAUGUCCGAGUCCAUCAAGAACGUGUUGAUCUUCGGGGCCACGGGAAUGAGCGGGCUGGCGACUCUGCCCCUGGCGGUGGCUGCAGGGUACAAUGUGACGGUGCUGGUGCGGGACCCCGCCAAGCUGCCUGCUGACCACAGGGCGUCCAGAGUGGUGGUGGGAGACGUCCUGAAUAAAGAGGACGUGAGGAAGACCAUGGAGGGCCAGGACGCUGUCAUCAUCAUCCUGGGCACGCAUAGUGACCUGAGCCCAACCACCAUGAUGUCUGAAGGCACCAAGAACAUCGUGGAGGCCAUGAGAGCUCGAGGGAUCCGUAAAGUGGUCGGCUGCAUGUCAGCCUUCCUGCUGUGGGAUCGCUCCAAGGUCCCACUCCGUAUGGUUCCCCUGACAGAGGACCACGACAGGAUGUACACGGUGUUGAAAGCGUCCGAGCUGGACUACGUGGCCGUCAUGCCUCCUCACAUCGACAACGACCUUCCUCUGACGGAGCGUUACCUGACAGCAGAGAACAUGCUAAAGGGAAGAGCCAUCUCCAAACACGACCUGGGACAUUUCUUCGUCAAGUGUCUGUCCACCUCAGAGUGGGACGGCAAGACUGUCGGACUUUGGGGAGAGUACAAAUGAUCCUGAACCAACCCGGCUGAUUUCAUCCACGUGCUGAAGAGAUUCCUUUUCUUGUUUAUUUUACUUUUAUUUUUCUUCGUGUGCUGAGACAUAAAUUAUAGAAAUAUGUUUGUCCUUCUUUGCUUUGCUGUUUUCACUUCCAUAAUAAUGAUUGAGCAGCUUUUUAAGCUUGUUGUUGAUUUAUAAUAAUUCGAUUUUUAAUAAUCAGAGGUGUUUUAAAACCAGUGCCAGGCUGCACAGCUGCUUUCGCUCUGUAGCUGUGUGCAUUUCUUAACAUCACGUCUGUGCUGUCACAUGAUCUGUUCCUAUUGAAUGAUCUGUUCUCCUCCAUGGAACCGUUUGUCAUGUGAGGCCGACAGUCGCCUCCCUUUUUACAGUUGUUUAAAAAAUAAAACACUUUAUUGUACAAACUGUGUUGGUGAAAGAGUAGAGUGUCAUGUGACCGAGCUCAGACCAAUGUACAGCGACAGCUGGGCUGUGACUAAAUUAUAUAAUAAGAUCCUGAACAGUAAUUUACUCUAUAGAACAGUGGUUCUCAAACUUUUAUACUUCAAACUACUGCCAGGCCUUAAACACAUACUGAGAGAAGCGACCACAAUAACAACUGGAAACACCUGUGAGUUUUACAAAUGAUUUUAAGAUUUCACUGUUGUUUUUAAAGCCUUUAAUGGUUCGGCUCCUGCUUCUAUCUGCAAUCUGCUCCCCCUCUGUUUACCUGAUCGCUGCCUGAGAUCCUCCAUCAGGGCUGCACUGCACUAACACUUCCAGAAUCGUGACUCGUGCACUGGGCUCUUGCUGUUGAGGCUCCUCAGACAGAUCUCAGACAAGCAAACCUUCUUUUAAAUCUCCUCAUAAGACUCACUUUAUUGUAUGUAGUAUUAUGGUUGAAAACAAUAAUAAAAUUUGAUCUUGUUA